UGGGGAGCGUAUCAUUCUAACAUUCUUUUUACACCAGUAGUAGAAUUAAAUUGAUUAUCUAAAUUGAACAAAUACUCUUUUCUAGCGAUGGGGGGUGGUGCGUCAAUAGUAAUGAACGAGCUCUUUGGAAAGAAGGCCAUGAGAAUCGUCAUGGUGGGGUUAGAUGCAGCAGGUAAGACAACGAUCCUAUACAAGCUGAAACUCGGAGAAGUAGUGACCACGACACCCACCAUUGGUUUUAAUGUAGAGACCACGGAGUAUAAGAACGUCAGUUUUACAGUGUGGGAUGUCGGCGGUCAAGACAAGCUCAGACCUCUCUGGAGACAUUAUUAUUCAAACACUCAGGGAAUCAUCUUCGUUUUGGACAGCAACGACAAAGAACGUUUAAUGGAGGCUCGGAAGGAGUUAGAACGAUUGACCCAAGAAGAUGAGCUGAGAGACGCUAUCCUUCUCGUGCUCGCCAACAAAAAGGAUCUUACGUCAGCUUGUUCUGUUGCCGAUGUGACUGACGCACUCGGUCUCCAGGGAAUGCAGAAUAGAAAGUGGCACAUCCAAGCAACCUGCGCAACCUCUGGUGACGGUCUCCACGAGGGAAUGGGCUGGCUCUCCGCCGAAAUGUGUAAAAUCGCGGACAUAGACGGACAUGACACCCCCCCUAUAUACAAGGUCUUUGGAGAGAAGGCCAUCAUGAGAAUCCUCAUGGUGGGGUUAGAUGGAGCAGGUAAGACCACGAUCCUAUACAAGCUGAAACUCGGAGAAGUAGUGACCACGAUACCCACCAUUGGUUUCAAUGUAGAGACCAUGGAGUAUAAGAACGUCAGUUUUACAGUGUUUGAUGUCGGCAGUCAAGACAAGCUCAGACCUCUCUGGAAACAUUAUUAUACAAACACUCAGGCAAUCAUCUUUGUAGUGGACAGCAACGACAAAGAACGUUUAAUAGAGGCUCGGAAGGAGUUAGAACGAAUGACCCAAGAAGAUGAGCUGAGAGACGCUAUCCUUCUCGUGUUCGCCAACAAAAAGGAUCUUCCCUCAGCUUGUUCUGUUGCCGAUGUGACUGACGCACUCGGUCUCCAGGGAAUGAAGAACAGACAGUGGCACACCCAAGCAACCUGCGCAACCUCUGGUGACGGUCUCUACGAGGGAAUGGAAUGGCUCUCCGCCGAAAUGUGCAAAAUCUAAAUCACAGCUUUAAUCUAUUAGUGCAAUCUAAGCCCCCGAAACGCAUUUGUUUGUUAAACCGAAGACUGUAUUCCUAGAUGAAACAGAUUAGUUUGAGCGUGAUUUUCUUUUUCAGAAGAAUGUUACAGUCCAUCAUACUUAAAUAGUUAUAAAUAAAUAGUUAUAAAUAGACUAUCUCUUUGGAUCACUAAAUAAAUUACGAUAAGCACCUCAAUUUGCCCUCUUUUUAUGAAUUCAGAUGAAACUAUUACUUAUCACAUUGGUAGUUAGGUUACCGUUCUUGAUAGGCCAUCCUUUUACGAUUUACAGUGUUAACUUUUGUGGGCCAUGUUAAGUUUAAAGCGAAGUGUUCUGAUUUCUUUAAAUGAGGAACUUGAUAAUAAUCUAUAAAAUCUAUAAAAUAAUAGAGCAUGGUGAGUUCUUCGCAAUGUUGAUCUGUAUAAUAAUUCUAUGUAGAUAAAUUUGAUAUUAUACAUACGUAAUAAUGCCCGCUCAGUGCAGUGCACGGCGGGACAAUCAUUAUUUACUUUAGAAUUAGACAUUCUGGGAUCUGUUUUUUUAAUCGCAUUGUUAGUUCAAAUUAAUCGGGCAGUUAGUUAGGGUAGUGACGUCACAUGUUGUGCUUUAAUCUGAGAAAAUUGUGUUUACAACGGCACCCCCAAUUUAUGUUUCUGUUUGAUUGUAAGUUUCAGUUUGAAUUCAUUUAGUUUUGAUUUUAUGACAAGAUAGACGAGAAAGAACUUUGUCAAUAUGGACAGUUUAGAUUUGAACUUGGAGCCACAAGGCCAAGGGUGAAUUUCAAAAUAUUGAGUUUUUAAAGGGUUAUUUUUAUAUAGGGUCAUUGUGACAUUAUGUGUAUACUGUUUGAGAAAAUUGUAUAUUCUUUUAUGAC
Bolinopsis microptera is the source of this 2071-nucleotide messenger RNA. RefSeq lists its product as uncharacterized. The record is from RefSeq and is a predicted model, not a curated record. Gene Ontology annotation, molecular function: GTPase activity; GTP binding. Gene Ontology annotation, cellular component: cytoplasm; plasma membrane. The transcript is spliced from 8 exons. NCBI's taxonomy places the organism in Eukaryota, Metazoa, Ctenophora, Tentaculata, Lobata, Bolinopsidae. Bases 88 to 1179 code for a protein of 363 amino acids. Gene Ontology annotation, biological process: vesicle-mediated transport; intracellular protein transport.